GUGCACGCUCGCGACUCCAUAAUACCGACUCCAUGUCCAGCUCGUCGUCGAGCCCAUAUGGCGACCCGAUAGCCGAAUCCAGUCGUCGCACAUCCCCGGCCGAUCAUGACACCACCUCCGAUGAUGGCCGGGACUUUGGAAACGACGACCUCCUCGCUGCCGACCCAUUGAUCGAACAACAGCUGAACGGACAGGGCGGCGGCGGUGGUAGCGGCGGUGGUGGUGGUGAUGGUGGAAUAUCCUUCAAACGAAAACUCAAAGCCACUGCCACCCCGUCGUCCUUUGCGAGUCGGUUGUGGAGUAGCAGUACAAGUAUCACCGCGACCACCACAUCUUCUCCAUCAGACCACCACAACGCCCCGCCCACUGCAAACGGAAAAGAUGCAGUAGACUGGUACCCCUUUGAAUCCUCCGCGCCCCGCCGCGUCGGAAUCUACGACAACUUGACCGCCAUCGACUGGAUCUACGAGUACAACAAAGAGCGAACUCGCCUCGCACGUCUCGUUGCCCACAACCCAGGCCUGAUCGGUCAAUUGCGUCUGCUGGCAGAUGCUUCCCACAUAUGGAUCAUCCUUGUCUGCACAGGCGUUGUGGUCGGAUGCAUCGCCGCGGGGAUCGAUGUCGUGAGUGAUUGGUUGGGUGAUAUGAAGACUGGAAUGUGCUCAAACGUGGAACAUGGAGGCGCUUUUUAUCUGAACAAGGUGUUUUGCUGUUGGGGCAUCGACAGUUAUGAUCAAUGUCCGGAUUGGAGGGCUUGGUCGCGGAUGGUGGGCGUGGGGGAGAAGAAUAAAGGGGGAGGGUACGUGGUAGAGUACAUGGUCUUUGUGGUACUCAGCGUGGUGUUUGCGAGUGGUGCGAGCUUCUUGGUGAAUCGGUAUUCGGUUUAUGCGAAACAGAGUGGGAUCCCGGAGAUCAAGACUGUUUUGGGCGGCUUUGUGAUUCGGAAAUUUUUGGGGGCUUGGACGUUGGCUGUCAAGAGCCUGGGGUUGUGUCUUGCUGUUGCCAGUGGGAUGUGGUUGGGAAAAGAAGGUCCACUCGUGCACGUGGCGUGUUGUGUUGCGAAUUUGUUCAUGAAGCUUUUCCCGCCUAUCAAUCAGAAUGAGGCAAGGAAGAGGGAGACUCUCUCUGCAGCUGCUGCGAGUGGAAUCAGUGUGGCUUUUGGCGCACCCAUUGGAGGGGUGCUGUUCAGUCUGGAGCAACUGAGUUAUUACUUCCCUGACAAGACCAUGUGGGCGAGUUUUGUCUGUGCCAUGGUUGCGGCUGUGACACUGCAGGCUUUUGAUCCCUUUCGCACUGGACAGUUGGUACUCUAUCAGGUCACCUAUCACAGUGGAUGGCACGCUUUUGAGUUGCUGCCAUUUGCUGUGAUUGGAAUCAUUGGAGGACUUUAUGGCGCGCUGUUCAUCAAGCUGAAUAUGCGAGUUGCAGCUUGGAGGGCAUCGAAGACCAAUCCGUUCCUCAAGAAGCCGGUUGUGGAAGUGGUGGUUGUGGCACUUGUCACAGCACUGAUCAGUUUUCCCAUCACUUUCCUCCGAGCGCAAUCAAGCGAACUGGUCGAACAUCUGUUUGCUGAGUGCAGAGAUAUCAAGGAUGACUAUCUCGGCUUGUGCAAGUCUGGCGUGGCCAACACAGGCAACAUCUUCAUCCUCCUCACCUCGGCACUCAUAGGCUUCCUCCUCGCAACCAUGACUUUUGGACUUCAGAUCCCAGCCGGAAUCCUCCUCCCAUCAAUGGGCGUUGGAGCUCUCUAUGGCCGCGUCAUCGGACUGAUAGUCGAAGUCUGGCAGGGCGAACAUCCCAACUUCAUUGCAUUUGCGUCCUGCGAACCCGAUAUCCCCUGCGUCACGCCUGGGACUUACGCGGUCGUAGGAGCAGCUUCGGCUUUAGCUGGCGCGACGAGAAUGACAGUCUCUAUCGUAGUCAUCAUGUUCGAACUCACAGGCGCUCUGACUUAUGUCUUGCCCAUCAUGAUCGCGGUCAUGCUAUCGAAGUGGGUUGCGGAUGCUUUUGGGAAGAAGGGGAUCUACGAAUCUUGGAUUCACUUUCAAGGCUAUCCUUUCUUGGAUAACAAGGAUGACACGCCCGUUCCAGAUGUCCCUGUCGCACAAAUCAUGACAAGAUUCGAUGAUCUGGUCUGCAUACCAGCCACCGGUCAUACCAUCGAAACCUUGCAAGAGCUGUUACAGGAACACCGAUUUCGCGGGUUUCCAGUCGUGUCAGAUGCUCGAGAAGAUGACGCUAUCCUUCUUGGAUACAUCUCGCGCGCUGAACUUCACUUCGCCCUUGAAUCCGCCACUUCUCAAACCUCUCGAAAUCUCCCCGACAGUACGGAAUGUUUCUUCACGCACCAGCCACUCGCCGACCCGACCAUCACUCUGGACUUGAGACCUUGGAUGGAUCAGACGCCUAUUACGUUGCGGAGCAAUUCGAGCUUGCAGCUUACUAAUGAGAUGUUUCAGAAGUUGGGAUUGAGGUAUAUCAUUUUUGUGGACCGGGGGUCGUUGAAAGGGUUGUUGACGAAGAAGGAUUUGUAUCAUGUGUUGAAUGCUGGCGAUGCUAGUAAGAUUGGCAGUGGGGCUGGAGCGUUGAGAGAGGAUGUUGAUGAUAAUGAUGAUGAGAGGCAGGAUGAGGCUGGCUUAUUGGGAUAUGAUAGGGGGCAUAGUCGAGAGAGCAGUUGGAAUGACGGUGGAGAUAUGAGGCCGCCCAGGGAGAAUGGGUAGUCCGGGAGUGAUGAUUCGAUGAGGGGUUCUAUAUAGCAUUUCUAUCAAGAAUAUCAC
Sphaerulina musiva SO2202 is the source of this 2777-nucleotide messenger RNA. RefSeq names its product chloride channel protein 3. The transcript has a single exon. NCBI's taxonomy places the organism in Eukaryota, Fungi, Ascomycota, Dothideomycetes, Mycosphaerellales, Mycosphaerellaceae. The record is from RefSeq and is a predicted model, not a curated record. Gene Ontology annotation, molecular function: voltage-gated chloride channel activity. Gene Ontology annotation, biological process: transmembrane transport; chloride transport. Gene Ontology annotation, cellular component: early endosome; Golgi apparatus; membrane. The coding region runs from base 33 to 2720 and encodes 895 amino acids.